UCUUCACCUCUCAGUACACACGUGGACUCUCCUUCCUCUUCAUACUUUGAAACAGCCUCCACCAAUUCUCUGUAUAUAUAUAAUGUCGAAGCUUAAGUCCAGUGAGAAUCCCAACUCCAAGAUAUCUCCCAAAAAUGCUGAAUGCCUGGACGAAGAUAAAGAGAUUGAUCACAGUGAUCUUGGCUGGAGUUUUCGCCGACGGCAGGGGAAGCCACUGUCCGGAGAAACCUCCUUCUCACCUCGGCCCUUUAAAAAGAUCCGUGACCCAGAAAAUCAUGACCCCAUUCACCCAUUGGAUUCUACUUCUCAUCACUCAUUUCCUUUCUUCAAUCAAUCCUCCUCUGUUUCUCACUCUUCCCCUUCCUCUGCUACACCUCUGUUUCCUGUUGCUUUGGAACCCUCCUCCCAAUUUCCCCAUCAAUUCAAAACAGAGCCUAUGGCGCCUAUAACUCAUCACCCAUCGCUUCCAACGCCGCAUAAUCAGCAGCAAUUGCCAACACUUGCUUCAGGAUUUGGCUACCCGCCGUAUUUUAUGGGAGAGUUGGCAUCGUUCCAGCAGCAACAGCAGCAGCAGCAUCAUCAGCAAUUUCUUCAGUACUGGAAUGAGUCUCUGGAUCUCAACUCAAGGGCAGCGUUUAGGCCUCCAAUUCGGCAAUUAAACACCACGAAGCUGUACAGAGGAGUGAGGCAGCGACAUUGGGGGAAAUGGGUAGCGGAGAUUCGUCUUCCUCGCAACAGAAAUCGCCUCUGGCUUGGCACAUUCGACACUGCAGAAGACGCCGCCUUGGCCUACGAUCGCGAGGCUUUCAAAUUGAGAGGAGAGAAUGCCAGGCUGAACUUCCCCGAACUGUUUCUCAAUAAAGAUAAAGAAGCCUCGCAGAAUUCAAGUGGGGAGCUGCCUCCACAGGAACCAGACAAUAACAAUCUUGACAAUGACUCAGAAUUAGAGCCAAAUGAGGCGGUAGCAGGGGACAACAUACAGGAUGAGGCAGAGGAUGGUGCAGAAGGUGUGGUAAAGUCACAGGAGUUGGUUUGGAGAGAAAUGGCAGAGGCUUGGUUAAACGCGAUGCCAGCCGGUUGGGGCCCUGGUAGCCCCGUGUGGGACGAUUUGGACACUACUAAUAAUCUCCUACUCCAGCCAAUUCACCAAGAAUCAUUCGGAUCCGAUCUCCAAACUCAGCAACUCAACUUAACCUCAUCUCCAUCUUCUUCCUCCUGCCCCAUGAAGCCUUUCUUUCUCAAGGAUGAAGAUUGAUCCUUGGCCAUAUAAAUUCAGUACUUCACAUUGCAAAACAGAAAGGCUGCAUAUUUACCUCAGCCUCUGAGGGGGAUGGCGUCAAAUCAAUCAAGGCAGUGCACUCGUGGGCCAUUUCUUUUUCUUGGUUCCUUUUGUUAGCAUCAGUUGAUAUAUAUGUCAGUAAAGCCACAAGAUUCGAAAGACUAUCACUAUCACUCGCAAGCAUGCUUCUGGUUUAGUUUCUUUUUUUUGGCUUUUUGUCUUUUGUUUUCUGUUCUCUACUGCACUGCUAUGUUUAGUUUCAGCGCCGGCCAGCGUAGCAGGAGACAAUUUGGUGAUCUCCUCUUCAUUGGGACCAUCAUCCAUCGGGGGCUCUGUUUUUAGGCCAAGAGGAUGGCAUGGAAGCACAGUCUAAUUUUCAUAUUUGACACCAACUUUAGCUUCCCACCAUACUGUAUUAUAAUAUUUCAUUAUCACAUAAUGUAUUUUUC
This is a messenger RNA of Momordica charantia (bitter melon), 1728 nucleotides long. Its product is annotated as ethylene-responsive transcription factor ERF054-like. Lineage: Eukaryota; Viridiplantae; Streptophyta; Magnoliopsida; Cucurbitales; Cucurbitaceae. The record is from RefSeq and is a predicted model, not a curated record. Gene Ontology annotation, molecular function: DNA-binding transcription factor activity; DNA binding. Gene Ontology annotation, cellular component: nucleus. Gene Ontology annotation, biological process: regulation of DNA-templated transcription.